CGGGAAUAAACCCCAUCGGAGAUGGUUUAAGAAGAUCCAGAAGAAGCUCCAAUAGCACAAGAAACAUCUGUUAGGACCAACAUAAUAUCAGCUGUGGCAACCACGAGGAGGCAUAAUCUACCGACGUCGGAUUCCGGUGCCUUCACGGACUGGACGGCGGCGGCAACGACGACGACAUCUUCCCGCGCCACCGAGGAUCUAUCUCUUGGUUUCAAUGCUGGUCCCGCCGUUGUCCACGGUGGUUUAGCCUCAGCUUCCGCCGCCGCCGGCGUUCCAUCAUGGCCUCCUGGAUCCUCUGUCCGUUACAGCCUCCCGUCGUCGGCGGCGACGGAGAUGGGCAUGGUCGGUCUAAGAGACGUCUACCUUGUUGCUCCGGCGUACCACCACCACCAGAACGUUGGACUUGUAGCUGGAUCCGAUCAGAUUAACAGUAAUGCAGCGGCGGCGUCGCUUGGCGUCGGAGUUAUUCCUCUUCUCACAGCGGCUCAGGCGCAGCAGCAGCAUCAAAUCGUGGAGGACACCGACAUUAACUUCCUCGGAAACAGCCGGAGAUGGCAGAACAAUGACAGCAGCAACAACCAGACGGAGUAUCUUCACUUCAAGAGUACGACGGUGGCCUCGACUUCGAACAACUCGGGGUCGGGCUCAGCGGGAACCGCCACGUGUCAAGACUGUGGUAACCAGGCCAAGAAAGAGUGUAAGCAGAGGCGGUGCAGGACGUGCUGCAAGAGCCGUGGCUUUGAUUGUUCGACUCACGUGAAGAGCACGUGGGUCUCUGCGGCUCGUAGGAGAGAGAGGCAGGUCAUGCCCACAACGGCUGGCUCGUCUCCUUCGACCUCCUCAGGGACCAAGAAGCCGAGGAUCGCCGGGGCUCAACAACAAGCCACUUCUCAUACUUCAACUUCUAACACGCCUCCUCAAAGUUUCGAUACCAGCUCCAGCCAAAAAGACGGAGGGUCAAGGGAAGCGUGGCCGGGACAAGUUAAGGCCGCAGCGGUGUUCAAGUGUGUGAAAGUGACGGCAAUGGAGGACGGGGGCGACGAGUACGCUUACCAGGCGGUGGUGAAAAUCGGUGGCCAUAUCUUUAAAGGCUUCUUGUAUGAUCAAGGGCUUGAACCUAAAGAAGGUUUUCCUAAUAUGUCGGAUUUGCAUUUAGGUGGGGGAGCCAGUAACCACAACGGUGUGUCUGCCUCGCAGCCUAUUCUCGACCCGCCAAAUGUCUAUGGUGGUGGUGCAGGCGCUGGGUUUUACAGUUGAACCAUAUCUAUUAAAAAAAAAUCCAACUGGGGUUGGAUACAAAUGAAUAGUUCACUAACUCUAUUGUAUGAAUUGUUCAUGUGGACGAUACUACUUUCUAAUGCUGGAACUAAAAUUCUCGGCAGAAGUUUUUUACCUUAAUUGGUGUUGGAAUGUUGUUUUUAUUUA
This is a messenger RNA of Brassica oleracea var. oleracea, 1425 nucleotides long. Its product is annotated as protein LATERAL ROOT PRIMORDIUM 1-like. Lineage: Eukaryota; Viridiplantae; Streptophyta; Magnoliopsida; Brassicales; Brassicaceae. Gene Ontology annotation, biological process: positive regulation of DNA-templated transcription. The transcript has 3 exons. The record is from RefSeq and is a predicted model, not a curated record. Gene Ontology annotation, molecular function: DNA-binding transcription factor activity; DNA binding. The coding region runs from base 334 to 1257 and encodes 307 amino acids. Gene Ontology annotation, cellular component: nucleus.